Messenger RNA from Rotaria sp. Silwood1, 840 nucleotides. Lineage: Eukaryota; Metazoa; Rotifera; Eurotatoria; Philodinida; Philodinidae. The record is from the annotation of a GenBank genome assembly.
AUGGUUUCAUUUGUCGAACCUAUGGCUUUAAAUAUCACAGGAAAAAGUUUGUUAAUUAAUAAAGUUUUACUCAUUAUUACAAUCAUUGAAAAUUUAGGUGGAUCACAAUGUUGUGGAACAUGUUUUAUAUACGGUUGUCCAGCUGGUCAAUGUUGUUCACAAUAUGGAUAUUGUGGUGCAACACCUGAACAUUGUCAAGGAGGAAUAACACAAGGUGAUUGUCAAACAAGAGGAUGUCCUAAUGGAUUAUGUUGUUCGAAAUUUGGUUUUUGUGGAAAUACACGUGAACAUUGUGAUAAUACACCAUUAACUAAUGGAAACUGUAAAACUCAAGGUUGUCCACCAGGACAAUGUUGUAGUGCUCAUGGAUUUUGUGGAACGACACCUGAGCAUUGUCGUAAUGUUGAUCCAACAAUUGGUCAAGGAAAUUGUCAUCAAACAGGAUGUCCACCUGGUCUUUGCUGUUCAAGAUUUGGAUUUUGCGGUCGAACACCAGAGCAUUGUUUCGGAACACCAUUAACGUAUGUACCAGGAUGUCCAGGUUGUACUAAUAGUGGAACAAAUCCUGGUGGUUCAGUAGGAUGUCCAGGUUGUACCAACAGCGGAACAAAUUCUGGUGGUUCAGUAGGAUGUCCAGGUUGUACUAACAGCGGAACAAAUUCUGGUGGUUCAGUAGGAUGUCCAAGUUGUACUAACAGCGAAACAAAUCCUGGUGGUUCAGUAGGAUGUCCAGGUUGUAGUAACAGCGGAACAAAUCCUGGUGGUUCAAUAGGAUGCCCAAGUUGCAUUAGUGGUGGAACUACUAAUUGUGGUCAGGGUGGAUGUGCUGGCAAAAAAUAA